AAAUUACAACGUCAACGUCAACGUCAGAAUGGCUUCAGAAUUAGCGCCUGAAUGGACGGAUGGUGACGCCUGCUCGAGGUGUCAAUCUGGUUUCACGACUUUCAACCGUAAACACCACUGCAGAAACUGUGGUAGAGUAUUUGACAGCUUAUGUUGCCACAAACUGUUAGCAUUACCACAUUGGGGUUACAGGGAUCCCGUCAGAGUUUGCGAAGGUUGCUACAACUUGAUCUUACGUGAUGGCACAAAGGCAGCCCCGCCAUCUGCGAUACGAAUGCCAGCACAGAAGCCGGCAGCACAGAGUAGAGCCCAAGAUGCAGCUGAUGCAGACCUUCUCAAAGCCAUACAGCUCAGUUUAGCUGAAAGCGGACGCCAGGAAGCUGGACCGGCUAUCAACAGUAAUAGACCAGAGCCACCAGCAGAUGAAGAGGAAGAUGAUGAAAUGAAGGCUGCGAUCGAGGCUAGUUUAAAAGAUAUGCAUAGUGGCAAUAAAACUCAGAACAUCGAGCAAGUCGCCGAGUCACAUCCUCCAAGAAGCACGUCACAUCCGCAAUACAACCAUCAGGCCAAGCCAAGCUACGAACUUGCUACUGCAGAUCGUGACGCAAUCUUAUCAUUUGCUCAGUCAGUCAACCAACAACAGCAAGGGCCACCACAACCAGAGCUUGCAUAUGCCGCAGAUCGCGCUUUGAAUGCUAAAUCGAGAUUAUUAUCUGGCGUUAGUGAGACUGAAGCCAAAGAGCGUUUGCUGAUAGACAUGCACGCCAAAAUGUCAGAGUCUGUGAGACUAUAUAAUAGACUUUUAGAGUCACAAAUCGAACAACGGCGAAAUACACCAAUGCACACCAGCGGUCCGGUAAAUGAAGUACCAUAUUACCAGCAACACAUGCCACGGUACAAUACCGCCUCAAUCGUCCCACCACAGCCAGCCCCAAUACCAUCACUUCCAUUCUCUGCACCACCAAUUGAAGAGCAUAGGGUAGCACCUUCUGCACCACCAACGAGUAUACCACAACAGCAGACUAUAGCUGCACAAACACGUCCACAGCCGAUAUCGGCUCCUUAUGAUGGUUACCCGAAUGAAUAUCAGCAUAGUUAUCCUCAGCAACAAGUUUUAGCGUCAGCGCCAGAGCCAGCUCCAGUACAAGCACCGCCACCUCAGCAACCACCUCAGAUAUCUCAACAACCAAUUCAACAGCAUCAACAACAAGCCAAGAUUAAUGCUCUUGCAGGUCUACCAUCAGCGCCAUCAGGGUUGGUGCAAUCACCUUCUCAAUAUGAGCAACCACAAAGUCAGCCACAGCAACAGGAAGCUAUGCUUAUUGAAUUGUAA
Wallemia mellicola CBS 633.66 is the source of this 1333-nucleotide messenger RNA. RefSeq names its product FYVE-domain-containing protein. The record is from RefSeq and is a predicted model, not a curated record. Gene Ontology annotation, biological process: protein targeting to vacuole; protein transport to vacuole involved in ubiquitin-dependent protein catabolic process via the multivesicular body sorting pathway. Gene Ontology annotation, molecular function: ubiquitin binding; phosphatidylinositol-3-phosphate binding; metal ion binding. The coding region runs from base 29 to 1333 and encodes 434 amino acids. NCBI's taxonomy places the organism in Eukaryota, Fungi, Basidiomycota, Wallemiomycetes, Wallemiales, Wallemiaceae. The transcript is spliced from 3 exons. Gene Ontology annotation, cellular component: ESCRT-0 complex.